CCCCGCGUGCGGCACUCCAUGCCCGUGUGGUGCUGCCGCUGCUCGCUGGCUGGUCAUUUCAGAAACUAUAGUGACACUGAAACUGAAGGAGAGAUUUUUAAUUCCUUAGUGCAAUAUUUGGGUGAUAACUUGGGGCAAAAAGUUCAAGCGAUGCCAUUAGUUGAAGAAACUUCUUUACUUGAAGAUUCAUCAGUGACUUUGCCUAUGGUAGUAAUAGGAAAUGGACCCUCAGGAAUAUGUCUUUCUUAUAUGUUGUCUGGCUACAGACCAUAUUUGUCUUCAGAAGCAAUACAUCCUAAUACAAUCUUACAUAGUAAAUUAGAAGAAGCAAGACAUCUUUCCAUUGUUGAUCAGGACUUAGAAUACUUGUCUGAGGGCCUUGAGGGCCGAUCAUCUAAUCCAGUUGCAGUACUUUUCGACACACUUCUCCAUCCAGAUGCUGACUUUGGGUAUGAUUAUCCAUCUGUUUUGCACUGGAAAUUAGAACAGCAUCAUUAUAUCCCACAUUUAGUUCUCGGUAAAGGUCCACCUGGUGGCGCUUGGCAUAAUAUGGAAGGUUCCAUGUUGACUAUCAGCUUUGGAAAUUGGAUGGAGCUACCUGGACUUAAAUUUAAAGAUUGGGUGUCUAGCAAACGAAGGAACCUGAAAGGAGAUCGAGUUAUGCCAGAUGAAAUAGCUCGCUACUAUAAACAUUAUGUAAAAGUUAUGGGUCUUCAGAAGAAUUUCAGAGAUAACACUUAUAUAACUUCUGUAUCAAGACUCUACAGAGAUCAAGAUGAUAGUGAUGAACAAAAUAGAGAUAUUUCAACACAGCAUUUACAGAUAGAGAAAUCAAAAUUAAUCAAGAGAAACUGGGAAAUCAGGGGUUAUCAGCGAAUAGGGGAUGGUUCCCCUGUUCCUUUCUGUCUUUUUGCUGAGAACGUAGCUUUAGCAACUGGAACAUUGGAUUCUCCUGCCCACCUGGACAUUGAAGGGGAAGAUUUUCCUUUUGUAUUUCACUCUAUGCCUGAAUUUGGAGCUGCUAUAAACAAAGGAAAGUUGCGUGGCAAAGUGGAUCCAGUGUUAAUUGUAGGUUCUGGGCUUACUGCAGCUGAUGCAGUACUCUGUGCUUACAACAAUAGUAUCCCUGUGAUUCAUGUGUUUCGCAGAAGAGUAACUGAUCCGAGCUUAAUUUUCAAACAGCUUCCCAAAAAGCUUUAUCCAGAAUACCAUAAAGUCUAUCAUAUGAUGUGUACUCAGUCAUAUUCUGUAGACUCAAAUCUUUUAUCUGAUUAUACCAGUUUUCCUGAGCACCAUGUGCUUUCCUUUAAGUCGGACAUGAAAUGCAUUCUUCAAAGUGUAUCUGGAUUGAAAAAAAUAUUUAAGCUCUCUGCAGCAGUAGUAUUGAUAGGUUCUCAUCCCAAUCUGUCUUUUCUGAAGGAGCAAGGUUGUUACCUGGGCCAUGAGUCAAGCCAGCCAAUCACCUGUAAGGGUAAUCCUGUGGAAAUAGAUGCAUAUACCUACGAGUGUGUUAAAGAAGCCAACCUUUUUGCACUGGGCCCUUUGGUUGGAGACAAUUUUGUUCGAUUUUUAAAGGGAGGGGCCCUGGGUGUUACACGGUGUUUGGCUACAAGACAGAAGAAAAAACAUUUAUUUGUUGAAAGAGGAGGUGGUGAUGGGGUAGCUUAAAGCAAAUACACAAGCAGUUUAUAUGGACAGUUUACCAUUAAAAUUUUCUAAUAGUG
Condylura cristata (star-nosed mole) is the source of this 1724-nucleotide messenger RNA. RefSeq names its product oxidative stress induced growth inhibitor family member 2 (gene OSGIN2). Lineage: Eukaryota; Metazoa; Chordata; Mammalia; Eulipotyphla; Talpidae. The coding region runs from base 19 to 1668 and encodes 549 amino acids. The transcript has 6 exons. The record is from RefSeq and is a predicted model, not a curated record.